UGCUCUUCAUCUUUUUGUUGUUGUUUUUGUUUGCUACGCAGCUGCCAAAUAGCGUCCGACGGCUGGGACUUUGAAGGCCCUCCAAUGAGGGUAUGCGUGAAUCUUUCAUGAUCAUUUGCACGCUCAAUUGUGUUCUCCUCCAUGCCGCGCGGAAAGCGUUUGUGCUCGGGCCGGCUGGUGUUACUUAAGUAGGAGUCGGGCCCGCUUGUCAAGAAGUGCGCAUGGAGAAUUUGAGUCCGAGGCAACUGGCUGUCAAGCAGCUGAAGCAAAGGUACCUGGAAGCUUUACGGAGGAACAAUGCCCAGGAGGUCCUCGGGAUCCUCCAGACCAACAAACUCGACAUUGACACUGUGCUGGAGGUGGAGGACCCCGACAUGGUGCUGGCUUCUUAUAAACAAGGGUAUUGGCUGCCAGGCUACAAACUAGAGAAGUCCUGGGCAACGGGUCUUCACGUUUGCGUGAUGUCCAACGCCGUGGAAACUGCACUGGUGCUCCUGCAGGAGGGGGCGGCAAUCAACCUCAUGCCCAACGGCAAGACGCCGCUGCAUGUGGCCUGCGAGGUGUCCAAUGCCGAUUGCGUGGCUCUACUUUUAGCUCAUGGUGCAAAGGUCAACAGCCUGUCCCUGAGCGGACACACGCCACUGCACUACUGUAUCACCAGAAGUUCUGUCGACUGUGCCAAGUCGCUCAUCCUCAAAGGUGCGAAGGUCAGCAUAGGCGGUCACAAUAAUGAGGAGGACACACCGUUGCACACCGCAGCCAGAUUUGGGGUCCCGGAACUGGUGGCGCUCUAUUUGGCCCACGGAGCGCCUGUGGAUUCCCUCAACUCUUUCCACGAGACCCCCCUGAUGACUGCCGCCUUUUGGGCUUUCGACAGCAAAGAGCAAACCUACAGCCAAGAUCACCAUCUUGUCUGCCGCCUCCUGUUGGAUCACGAAGCAGAUGUCAACCUUCAAGAGGAGGACAAUAAAACCGCUCUUCACAAAGCUGCCUGGAACUGUGAUCAUGUCCUGAUGCAGAUGUUGCUGGAAGGCGGAGCGGACACGCGAGCGAUGGACAUCAACGGCUGUUCUCCCAUCCAGUAUCUCCUCAAAGUGACCGACGUAAGGCACGCGGCCUUACAUGAAAUCUGCUACCAGCUGCUGCUCAACUACAACGCGGCCAGAAUCUACCCACCCCAGUUUCACAAGGUAUUGCAAUCCUGCCACGACUACCCCAAGGUUGUCGAGAUCAUGGUUAACUCGUAUGAACAUUUAAAGCCUACAAGGAAGUGGAGGACUGCUAUUCCGGAUGACUGCUACGAGCGACACGCCGGAUUCUACGACUCCUUGUUUGCCGUUUGCCGUAACACCCCUCGCAGCUUGCUACACCUGACCAGAUGCGCCAUCAGAGCCAGUAUGGAAGGCUCCUACGAGAGACGGGUAGCGCCGCUCCCUUUACCGUCACGCAUUAAGAGCUACUUGCUGCUGACACCCGAGGGGAUACUUUAUUGAAUUUGGGAGGAAAAUAAUACAUUGCGUGGUUGUUUAGAUCCCCCCCAUGGAAAUCUUUCUUUUCAGUAACUUCCUUGAGCAACUUUCAAAAGAUACUGGUCAUGGCUAAUGAAAUUAGCUAACAAUGCUCUCAAGAAGACGACGUCCUGUUGAUGUUUGCAGAACAAACAUUUGACAAGCCAUACCGCUACGUGCUUGCUCUUCUGAUGCGCUCCAAUCCAAUGUAUGUCGAAAUCCUUAUCAGAGUUAUUUGCAGACUCGGCAAGUUCCCUCCCGGCUUGUAACUGUAUUUUUCACGACUAGAUGACAUCAAAACGUUUCCAGAGAUAUGAGAGAAUGACUCAGCCAUUCAUCCCGCGCACGAUGUGAGCAUCAGUCGGAUUUUAUCAUAUAUGUACUAUAAUGCAUAUCCUUAACAAAGUAAAGACAGAAAACCCCUAAAUCCACUAAAUAAACAAUAAUACCAAUAAAUGACACCAUCAAAUGUUGAUGACGAAAACUUAAAUAUCUCAAAAGUACAUCCGAGGAGAAUGUUACAGAUAUUGUAUAAAAAUGAUGA
Syngnathoides biaculeatus (alligator pipefish) is the source of this 2052-nucleotide messenger RNA. It is a transcript of the gene asb4, whose product is annotated as ankyrin repeat and SOCS box containing 4. Gene Ontology annotation, biological process: intracellular signal transduction. The record is from RefSeq and is a predicted model, not a curated record. Bases 222 to 1493 code for a protein of 423 amino acids. The transcript has 6 exons. Lineage: Eukaryota; Metazoa; Chordata; Actinopteri; Syngnathiformes; Syngnathidae. Gene Ontology annotation, molecular function: protein binding.